Messenger RNA from Pelmatolapia mariae (spotted tilapia), 663 nucleotides. RefSeq lists its product as uncharacterized. Lineage: Eukaryota; Metazoa; Chordata; Actinopteri; Cichliformes; Cichlidae. The transcript is spliced from 6 exons. The coding region runs from base 1 to 663 and encodes 220 amino acids. The record is from RefSeq and is a predicted model, not a curated record.
AUGUAUGUGAGCAUCACACAGCUGAAUCAGUCUGACUCAGGACGGUACAGGUGCUCUUUGGACAGAGCCUGGAGGCUAGAUCCAAACGAUGAUUUUGAGCUGAUUGUCACAGAAGCUUCAACCACUUCAACACCAAACGGGACUCUGAGACCUUUUUCAGCUUCAGUGUUUCUCUCAUCAGCCUCCACACCACCAACAACACAGAGUUUAAGCUCAACUUCAGGAAGCUCCACACCUUCAUCAGCCUCCUCUGGAAGUUCAGAUGUGCUGAUUUAUGUGCGUCUGAUUCUGGUCGUUGUCAUCAGCAUCUUUUUAGUAACUUUACUGAUUUUCUGUAUGAGGAAGAGGACUGCUAAACCCAGAGGACCUCCUGUGGAAUCUGAGCGUGCUGACAUCACACAGGACAACCAAUUGUGUGAAGAGAUCAGAGAGGAGGACAGACAGAGCAGCUCACCUCCUGCAGGAGUGUCUUCAGUGUACGCUACACCAAACGCCUCCAACCAGAUGGAGAUGAAAACAAUAGACCUCCACAGCGUCUCCACCUCUGCUCAGAACAAAGUACAUGCCAGCGCUGCCAACCACACUACAGAUGCUUCACCUCCUCAUCUGUCCAAAAACAUCAGUAGUAAUACUGCUGAUGGACCCUCGGUGGCUAACAGAUGA